CUAAUUACGUCACCGCCCGCGAUAAACCGUUGAGUUUCUCACGUAAACGGUCACUUUUGAAGCCAGCCAUUCUCCGACCAAAUCCUCCGACCGUCAUCAUGCCCAACUGCCCAAAAUGCGAGAAGCCGGUGUAUUUCGGAGACCAUCAACAGAGCAACUGCACCAUCAUUACGACUUUCAGCUUUUGUGUUCUAUUGAUGGAAACUAUCUAACAUCGGCUAUCAGCGCCGAACGGAUGACGUCAUUGGGGAAAGACUGGCAUAGAGGAUGUCUGAGGUGUGAAAAAUGCAAUAAGACCUUGACACCCGGGUCACAUGCCGAGCAUGAAGGGAAACCUUAUUGUAAUAAUCCCUGUUACGGAGCACUUUUUGGCCCGGGAGGAUUUGGCCGUGGAGGAACGGAAAGUUACCAAUACAAGAAAUAGCAUUGACAAUGGAAGCGAUUAUCUGUAUACUAACUCAUUAGUAGUAUAAUAUACUCAUAGUAACAAUUGGAGGCUGAAUAACUGUGAUCCAUAUUUUUCACCUUUCAUCCACUAGUAGUUUCUUUUUGUACUAAAAACAUAGCUUAUUAAUAAUAAUUUCUCAUAAUUUUGAAUAGAGUUUAUGAAUGUCGCGAAGUUUUACAAUUGUGAAUUUUACUGACAGUCUUUUUAUAUAUUAAUAGGAAUAAAUUUUUUUAAUUCACUUGUC
Stegodyphus dumicola is the source of this 692-nucleotide messenger RNA. RefSeq names its product cysteine-rich protein 1-like. The record is from RefSeq and is a predicted model, not a curated record. Gene Ontology annotation, molecular function: zinc ion binding. Gene Ontology annotation, biological process: regulation of gene expression; intrinsic apoptotic signaling pathway in response to DNA damage. Lineage: Eukaryota; Metazoa; Arthropoda; Arachnida; Araneae; Eresidae.